Messenger RNA from Alosa sapidissima (American shad), 1794 nucleotides. It is a transcript of the gene mc5ra, whose product is annotated as melanocortin 5a receptor. Lineage: Eukaryota; Metazoa; Chordata; Actinopteri; Clupeiformes; Clupeidae. The record is from RefSeq and is a predicted model, not a curated record. The coding region runs from base 317 to 1393 and encodes 358 amino acids. Gene Ontology annotation, molecular function: melanocortin receptor activity. Gene Ontology annotation, cellular component: membrane. Gene Ontology annotation, biological process: G protein-coupled receptor signaling pathway. The transcript is spliced from 2 exons.
UAGCAACAUCGCACAAUGGAUCAGUUUACUCAUACUUUUAUGAUGGCACCCACAAAGAUAUAUGUGUACUUCAGUGCAUAAUCCUUUCGGCGAGAUUAUUUCAUGAGAGAAAUACUUCAUGGAACAAUGGCACUGAAGGUACAUCUGGUGAUCCAAGUUGAAACAGCAAUGUGUUCUACAUUUCAAUAAGUUUGCGGUUGUUCACUGGACAAUGCUCUGCCUACAUCAGUGAGAACUGGAGAAGAGCCCCAACGCUGUGUCUGUUCCUGUUCCCCCCCGCACUUGACCCGACCUGCGCCCGAGACGCAGGCCCAAGAUGAACGCCUCCGAGAUCACCACCCUCCCCCUCCCCCAUUGGAGCCUGUGGCUGAAUGCCAGUCCCGUGUACUCCCACCCCAACGCCACCGCCACGUCUGCGCCCAUGGCCAAGCCCAAGGCGUGCGAGCAGCUCAACAUCGCCACCGAGGUCUUCCUCACACUGGGCAUUAUUAGCCUCCUGGAGAACAUCCUGGUCAUCUGGGCCAUCAUCAAGAACAAGAACCUCCACUCGCCCAUGUACUUCUUCGUGUGCAGCCUGGCCGUGGCCGACAUGCUGGUCAGCGUGUCCAAUGCUUGGGAGACCAUCGUCAUCUACCUGCUGGCCAACCGGCAGCUGGUGGUGGACGACCACUUCACGCGGCAGAUGGACAACGUCUUCGACUCCAUGAUCUGCAUCUCGGUGGUGGCGUCCAUGUGCAGCCUGCUGGCCAUCGCUGUGGACCGCUACGUGACCAUCUUCUACGCGCUGCGCUACCACAACAUCAUGACGGUGCGUCGCGCCUCCUUCAUCAUCGCCAGCAUCUGGACCUUCUGCACGGGCUGCGGCAUCGUCUUCAUCAUCUACUCGGACUCCACGUCGGUCAUCGUCUGCCUCGUGUCCAUGUUCUUUGCCAUGCUCGUGCUCAUGGCGUCCCUCUACAGCCACAUGUUCAUGCUGGCUCGCUCGCACGUCAAACGCAUCGCCGCGCUGCCCGGCUACAACGCCAUCCACCAGCGGGCGAGCAUGAAGGGCGCCAUCACGCUGACCAUCCUGCUGGGCAUUUUCGUGGUGUGCUGGGCGCCCUUCUUCCUGCACCUCAUCCUCAUGAUCUCCUGCCCGCGGAACAUCUACUGCGUCUGCUUCAUGUCGCACUUCCACAUGUAUCUCAUCCUCAUCAUGUGCAACUCGGUCAUCGACCCGCUCAUCUACGCUUUCCGCAGCCAGGAGAUGCGCAAGACCUUCAAGGAGAUCAUCUGCUGCUACAGCCUGCGGAAUGUCUUCGAGAACGUCCUCACGCUGCCUAUGACGGACCGGACGGCCAGCAACCAGGUCUACGACACGUCUCAGGCAGCAAGGAACGCCAAGCGGUCAUAAGCUGGUGUAAGUCAAUGCUUGGAGGAUUUCAUAUCAUGUGAUAAGCUACACCUGCAGUGCCACUUGGACUCAAAGGAUGGAUGGAUGUAAACAGGACUAUUCACUAUCAUGACAGUCAAUAAAAUAUUACAUUCUUAAAGGUUGUCAUUUGAUAGAUCCAUCAAUUCAUAUUCAAAUACUUUUAAGAAUAUGGUGAAAAAGAUCAUUCUGCCACAUCUUACAGACUAUCAGUAUCAACUGUAAAUAUCUAAAAUAAUGUCAACAUUAAAGUUGAAAAGAGCUAUCUGAAGGCAUAAACUAUCAUAGUGUAAUACUACUGUAAAUGUGCUACAAGACAUCAGGACUUCUUAUAAAUGCGUGUGGUAAACUAGUUGUAAAUAAAUGGUGUACAUUGUUAUAAU